This is a messenger RNA of Ciona intestinalis (vase tunicate), 1993 nucleotides long. Its product is annotated as ubiquitin-conjugating enzyme E2 H. The record is from RefSeq and is a predicted model, not a curated record. Lineage: Eukaryota; Metazoa; Chordata; Ascidiacea; Phlebobranchia; Cionidae.
AUAUGCAUAUACUUGUUUGUCAGUGUAUCAGUAGGCAAAUCUAUCAAGUAUAUCCCAUUGGCUAAUUUCUCUGUUGGCUUUUCAAACACAUUUUACAAAGUACAUGAAAUAAACCUUGCUGAGAACUGAAAGCACCAAGUACUUCUACCAUUGCCUGUGUUCUCUCUAUAUCUUUGUUUUCACAAAUAUAAGUCAACACAACAUUUCCACCUAAGAAGUUGAGAUACCAAAACCCAUGUCUUCACCCAGUCCUGGAAAACGACGGAUGGACACAGAUGUCAUCAAACUUGAGAAAAAGUAUGACGUAACAUUUCUUGGUGGAUUGAAUGAAUUCUAUGUGAAAUUCAAAGGACCAGCUGGGACACCUUACGAAGGGGGUGUGUGGAAGGUUAGAGUUGACCUGCCUGAAAAAUACCCGUUUAAAUCACCAUCAAUUGGUUUCAUGAACAGAAUAUUUCACCCCAACAUUGAUGAGGGAUCUGGGACCGUUUGCUUGGAUGUUAUAAAUCAAUCAUGGACUUCACUUUACGACUUGAGCAAUAUUUUCGAGGCGUUUCUGCCACAACUUCUGUCCUAUCCAAAUGCUGUGGAUCCUUUGAAUGGUGAUGCCGCUGCCCUGUAUCUACACAAGCCUGAUGACUAUGUGAAAAAAAUCAAAGAAUAUGUGAGUCGGUAUGCCACAGAGGAGGCCCUACAGGAGCAUGACAAACACAUGGAGAAUGGGCAUGAUGAGUCGAGCGAUUCAGAGGAAUCAACGCUCAGUGACUUCUCAGAGAACGAGACAGAAACCAUGGAAUUGUGACGGCAGAUUUGGACCUUUUUUAGCAGCUCACACGUCAUUGACUUUUUAGGUCAAACCUUAGCAAGGACUUUGUUGAUGCAGCACUUGUUGUCUGCUCACUUGUUGCUAAAGGCUUGCUACUUUGAUACAAAUGCUUGGUUUGGGUCCUGACAGCAUGGCGACGGCGCUGCAAAACGUUUUUACUUCCUCUUAUUUAGUAUUUCACGCGUCUUAUUUGUUCUAACCCUGUGUACCUUUUAUUUCCACACGUGCUGUUCAGACAAAAGGAGGUCACAUGAAAAAGCGUUCUAGUCCAUCUAUUCCCACAAUGUAGAGACAAACUAUAGUAAAAAGCUUAUUCGUAGCAUAAUACUUUUAAUGCAAUGCCCCUAUCCAGCGAGGCUGGCAACAAUCAAUGUUCCGUUGAUGUUCUCUGUGUGAAGCAAGCUUGCUUCUCCAGCCAAGUUUUCACCACCCAAGUUACCACUAUUGUAGAUGGUGAAAAAGUGAAGUUUUUCGGUAAAUGACAAUUUUUAGAAUUUUAAGUUUUACCCGCAUGUUUGCCACCGUAGUGUGUUGUGAGUAACUUUUAUUUGCCCAAAAUGUGGUAUUUACUACAGAAUACAAAAAAGUGUAACAAAACUAAUCUAACACUAAGAUCCUAGAGACUUAAGCUUCGUUGGUUAUUCAACAUGUCAUAUUUGUACUUCUGUUGAACUGAUAUUAUGAAUUGCGUUGUGGCACGGAUGAAUUUUUGAUUUGCGGUGUUGGGACACUUAAUUGCGGUGAACAUGGAUUUGAGCACUGAUUGUGUGACCUUCACAGAGUCUUGUUCCCUCCAAAACGUUCUGUUCUUUGUGUUGGUGUAAACUGUUCUUCUCUUCUUACCCGCUCCCCUUUUAUGUAUUAGCUGUGAUGUGUUCAACGUGUUGUGCAAAGAGCACUUGUUGAUUGCUCGUACGCUGGAAUACUCUCUCAGCUCAAAAUUUCUCAUCCCACAAAUUACCUGACUGUUGGCUCGUCACGUUGAAACAAAAUGUUGAAAAAUUUGUUUUAGAAAAUUAUGUUUCUUUGUACCUAACAAAGUACGUUGGGCGCAACACACGCUAUUUCUUUUUUAUACAAGCUGAGGAGUGAUUUUACUGUACAUAGCCGUGACUACAAAAAUUGACUAUACUGCAUUUUGAAUGAAUAAAAAGUUACAAAAGAAAA